This is a messenger RNA of Daldinia caldariorum, 1756 nucleotides long. RefSeq names its product quinon protein alcohol dehydrogenase-like superfamily. Gene Ontology annotation, biological process: TOR signaling; regulation of actin cytoskeleton organization. Bases 158 to 1234 code for a protein of 358 amino acids. Gene Ontology annotation, cellular component: TORC1 complex; TORC2 complex. Gene Ontology annotation, molecular function: protein binding. The record is from RefSeq and is a predicted model, not a curated record. NCBI's taxonomy places the organism in Eukaryota, Fungi, Ascomycota, Sordariomycetes, Xylariales, Hypoxylaceae. The transcript is spliced from 4 exons.
CAUUGAUAUCCAGUUGCUUUCCCAAUUAAUUCAACUUACCUAUUGUUAACCUUUCAUCCUUGAUGCGACUUUCAGUUGGGACACCAUAUUUUAUUUUCCAGUACCAUUAUUUCCUUCGGCUAGCCCGACCUUUUGAAGGGCCGCUGGUCAAGCCGUAAUGUCUGUUAUCCUUUGUACCGCUGGGUACGAUCACACGAUCAGAUUCUGGGAGGCAUUAUCAGGAAUCUGCUCGCGAACGAUCCAACAUCCCGACUCUCAGGUAAAUCGACUGUGCAUCUCCCCGGAUAAGCGAUUCCUAGCAGCAGCGGGACACCACACGGUCAAGCUCUACGAUAUCAAGUCGACGAACCCGAACCCGCUACUUACGUUCGAGGGACACACGGGAAACGUGACGGGAGUCGCGUUCCACUGCGAGGGGAAAUGGAUGGUGACGAGUUCUGAAGACGGCAGCGUCAAGAUAUGGGAGACGCGCUCCGGCACCAUCCAGCGCAGCUAUAACCACGGUUCCGCGGUCAACGAUGUCGUCAUACACCCCAACCAGGGCGAAAUCAUAAGCUGCGACCGAGGCGGCAGUGUCAGGGUCUGGGAUCUCGCUGAGAAUAACUGCUCUCACCAGCUCAUCCCUGAAGAGGACGUCUCCGUCUCUAGCGUUACCGUCGCGAGCGACGGUUCUCUCCUUUGCGCCGCUAACAAUGCUGGCAAUGUCUUCGUCUGGCAACUCAUCCAAACCUACGAGCGCACGAACCUCCUCCCCGUAACGCACUUCUCCGCGCAUAAGGAAUACAUCACGCGCAUCCUGCUAUCCCCCGACGUCAAGAAGCUCGCGACGUGCUCUGCCGACCACACGGCCAAGAUAUGGGAAGUCACCAACGUGACGGGGACUUCGUCCGACGAGUCGUCUUCGUCGUCGCUAUCUAACAUCCCCGCGAACGGCAUCAACGGCUACGACAAGACUAAGGACAAUGGCAUAAACAACCACAACAACAAUAAUAACAACCCGUCCUUGGGCGGGGGGGAACCUAGGGCGUACCCGCUCGAGGCCACGCUCACGGGCCACCAGCGAUGGGUCUGGGACUGCGCCUUCAGCGCCGACUCGGCGUACCUGGUUACCGCGUGCUCGGACCACUACGCCCGUCUGUGGGAGCUCCACAGCCAGCAGGUUAUCCGCCAGUAUAAUGGUCACCACCGCGGCGCGGUAUGCGUCGCUCUUAACGACUACUCCGAGACGCGGUGAUUUGGAGGGGCGAGGGGGGCUGGCAAGGAGGAAGAAGGGGGAUGGAGAGGGCGUGUUUUCAUAAGUGCAGAAAACUCACGAGGAUGCGGUUUUUGAUACGGGUCUGUGUUCUUUUUAUAUACCUUAGAUACCUACGUACCUCUAUCUACCUAGGUAGGUACCUAGGUAGGGAGGUAGGUACUUAAGGUCCGGUAGGUGUAUCCUUUGGCGUUGGUGGUUUACGAGGGGCUCCUACUACGGCUGGUUUUAUCGUUAUGCGGAUAUGCAAGUUCUAUUUACCAUCUUUACGCCUGCUUAUAGGUACUUGGCGCGGCUGGACUUCGUUCUGCGAUUUGUUCUAGAUACUGAUAUAUACCUAGUACCUAAGGUACCUAGGUAUGUAUACUACAAUUUGAUAGAAAAUAACCUGAUGACGCUACUUCCAGAAUAUAGUGCUAGGAUCGUAUCAUAAAAAUGUAUAUUCUGCUUGUCAUCUGGGGCUCUAGGUUCCUAGGUAGUCUAUUUAUUUACCUUUGUAUGGAC